AUACCUCCAAACAUGAUUCACACCAACGCCCAAACAGAUGGCGCUUUGCCAUGAAUAUGGAGUCUAUUAACAUAUGAACAAUAUCUUAGUGCUUGAAAGAACAAAUUCAAUGCUUUGAAAGGGGUUAAUCACGGCUACAAUCGAUACUGGCUCUGAUACCCAUGUCAGAUAACCUGAAACAUAAGAUCAGAAACCACGAUAUAAUCAGUAGCGCAUUGAAAUUUGUCACUCCACGCAUUACAUCGAGAUAUACAGCGGUGGAUAUAUAAACAACAAAGAGCACUAAAAACCCCCAGUUAUUUCGUUUUAUUUCUUCUACGAUCGAAGUCUUUUUUUUUUAAUAACCACUCUCUGAUCAAAACUUCACGCUAAAUACCAUGGUAAACAUUGGGCAAGUAGUACCCGCCGGGAUUAUACCUGGAACUGGAAAGGACAAAAGGCCAUUCCCUCUCAGAGGAGAUGUUAUCGCUGCUCUUGGUGAAUUGAUGGGCAUGACGGUAUUCAUUUUCUUAGCACUGUCAGGCGUCCAAGCAGCUCUUAACGCACCAGCCGGUUCAGGAAAUAAAGUACCCAGCACUGCAGGGCCAACUUUUAGUCAAAUUCAAAGCGUUGCGUUUAGUUUCGGUUCAUCAAUCACGGUCGCCCUCUUUUUGUGUGCUCCAAUCUCUGGUGGUGCAUUAAACCCGGCUGUCCUUUUGACUCUUUUACUCACUGGAAAUGUUCCCUGGUUCCGUGCAUUUCUUCUAUUCAUUGCCGAAUUGGUUGGAGCCAUUCUUGGAGCCUACUUUUCUAAUUGGGUGACUGCCAAUCAGCUCCUUGGUGUCAACAAAAUCAAUCCAGGCUUCGAUAUUCCGCAAACGUUCUUCGCUGAGGCUCUGGGCACCUGCUGUUUGUGCUUGACUGUUCUAUUCAUCAUCAUUGAGAACAAUGUCCUUGUCACAUUCACCCCCUUCGUUAUCGGCCUUGUUAUCUUUAUGUGCCAUAUGUUCUUAACUCCAAUUGAUGGUACUAGCAUUAAUCCUGCUCGUAGCUUUGGUCCAGCCGUAGUUACCGGAGAUUGGACACUUAAUCAUUGGGUGUUUUGGAUUGGACCUCUUACAGGCGCCAUCUUCGCAGUUGUAUUGUAUCUAGGCUUCAAAUCACUCAAAUACGACGAGCAAUCUGAAUACGAGCGCGAUGUUUUCACUAAUGCUCUCGACUCUGGUAUGAUGAAUGAUCGUACGGAGAAGGCGUCUUCUCGUAACUUUGUCAUUGAUAACAUGGCUGAUCCUGACGCAUCAAGCGCCCGCCGGGCCUUUGGAGGACGGAACCCAACUUGGUUUCACCACCACCAGCUGCUGCCGGAUACACUCGCUAAUAAAUUCAAAAUCAUCCUAACAAAAAGGAAUGCAAAAUGUAUAUAUGCUAAAAGAAAAUAAUUACAUUUUUUAGCAGUUUUUGUUUAUUUGGAAUAUUCGAAUACCUGCGUAAUAAAAUCCACAUGCUCAAAUAAGUCCAGUAUUCAAAACCAUUGUA
Messenger RNA from Umbelopsis ramanniana AG, 1515 nucleotides. RefSeq lists its product as uncharacterized. Gene Ontology annotation, biological process: transmembrane transport. Gene Ontology annotation, molecular function: water channel activity. The record is from RefSeq and is a predicted model, not a curated record. The transcript has 4 exons. Bases 378 to 1418 code for a protein of 346 amino acids. Gene Ontology annotation, cellular component: plasma membrane. Lineage: Eukaryota; Fungi; Mucoromycota; Umbelopsidomycetes; Umbelopsidales; Umbelopsidaceae.